Orussus abietinus is the source of this 4241-nucleotide messenger RNA. RefSeq names its product kinesin-like protein KIF14 (gene neb). Gene Ontology annotation, cellular component: microtubule; kinesin complex. Lineage: Eukaryota; Metazoa; Arthropoda; Insecta; Hymenoptera; Orussidae. Gene Ontology annotation, biological process: microtubule-based movement. The coding region runs from base 265 to 3918 and encodes 1217 amino acids. Gene Ontology annotation, molecular function: ATP hydrolysis activity; microtubule binding; ATP binding. The record is from RefSeq and is a predicted model, not a curated record. The transcript has 12 exons.
AUUUGUAUUUUAACGAAUGUUCUACGGACCGAUGGUCGUUAUGUGCCCUUUAGAUUUUCAAGUUUGGUUGCCAGAAUUAUUUUGAUCGUGGUUUAUUGCAGUUUAUUGUUCCAGCCAGGGUGACGUAAUAAUUUUUGUAGUGCAACCACGCCGAGUUUUUCUAUCUUAGACGAAUUACCGAGGAGCCGAGCAGGUUAUACUCACUUCGAGAAUCGGGCAUUGUUUUGCAUGGUGUUUUAUUAGAUUUUCUUAAAUUCUACGAGAAUGCCAAACGAAAGCACGAAACCGAAGGAGCAUCACGGAUCUUGCAAUGCUAUUUUCUCGCAUUCUCCCGCUGCCUUCAGCGCUGACAACGUUCUUUUCGCUGAAAGAGCCAUUCGGGAAGGUUGUCCAACUUUUUUCACUGAUCUUCCUACGACGUCAAAACGAAGUACAACUCCUGUAUCGUACAAAUUUAAGAAACAAGAUGAAUCGCCAAUGCGCCAGGGUAAUAGGAGUGAUUCACAGGCAUCGAGCUUAGUGCGCUCAAAAUCUGCCAUAUCACCAAAGCAAGACUUUGGGUUGUCUACGAGAUCCCAUUCUGAGGAAAAGUUAAAAAUGUCUUCAAGAGUAGGAUCGAGCUCUCGAUUAUCUGGAGAUAAAACUCCCGUUACCCACUUCUGCACACCUAAACGUACAAAUGGAUCUAGGGCACUCCUUUCAACGUCGUGCGGGACUCCAAUAAAACGUUAUUUUAGUGACAGAUCAUUACCCCAAGCAACCCCAGAAUAUUAUACAAGAGUUCAAAUGGAGACGCCGAAACCUAAGCAAGACAUGGGAAUUGACGAGCAAUCAGAAGGAGAAAGUAGUAAUUUAACGGUUGGAAUACGAGUUAGACCACUGAACAUUAAGGAAGUAAACGAGCCUAAGAUAUUUCCAGUUGUUCAGAUAAAUGGUCAGAGCAUAACUGUGGACUGUGAAUCUUCACAACAUACCUUCUCAUAUGAUCACUGUUUUGUGUCUCAUCUUGAUGCAUGUACACCGGGACACGCCAGUCAAGAGACAGUGUUUAAUACUAUGGUAUUACCACUGGUUCAAAGUGCCUUCGAAGGAUACAAUGUGUGCCUCUUUGCGUACGGUCAGACAGGGUCUGGUAAAAGUUACAGCAUGAUGGGUACUGAGCAAACGCAAGUCCAAACCACCUUCCUAGGAGCAGAAGCGGGUAUUGUGCCCAGAUUUUGUCAAGAGAUAUUAUCUCGUUCUUCGAAAAAUACUCGUGUUGUAACAACAGUUGAUAUCAGUUAUUUCGAAAUCUAUAAUGAGAAGAUACACGAUCUUCUGGCCAGUAAUGGAGUAGGGAACAAAAGAGCCCCGCUCAAAGUACGAGAACACCCUCUCAUUGGUCCAUAUGUCGUGGAUUUGAGCCAGCGUGGUAUAAAAAAUUACGAAGAUCUCCAGGCUUGGUUAAAAGUUGGAAACUCUCAGCGAGCAACAGCAGCAACUGGCAUGAAUGAAACUAGUUCCAGAUCUCAUAGUAUAUUUAGUAUAGUACUGACUCAAACACGUCAGAAUGGACCAUCCAAUGAAUCUAACAAUGCUGACGAAGGAGAUUCCAGUCGACGCAGCAAAAUUAAUCUUGUAGAUUUGGCUGGCAGCGAGAGGUUAAGCCAAACUUGUGCUAGCGGUGACAGAUUAAGGGAAGGAGUUUCUAUCAACAAGUCUCUGUUAAUACUGGGGAAGGUGAUUGGCUGUCUUGCAGAGAACGCUACCAACAAAAAACAUGGAUUUGUGCCUUAUAGGGAAUCGGUUCUCACGUGGCUUUUAAAGGAAAGUCUCGGAGGGAAUUCGAGGACUGCUAUGCUUGGAACAGUAUCGCCGGCCAAUGUGCAUUUGGAGGAGACUUUGGCGACCCUACGAUACGCGUGUCAAGCCAGGGCCAUUGUCAAUCGAAUCCGCAUCAAUGAAGACCCCCACGACAGGAUCAUUCGAGAGCUGAAAGCCGAAGUGCUGCGCCUCAGAGGAGUCCGAGAGGGAUAUGAGAAGCAACUCGGAGUUCCUCCUCGUCGACUCUUGGAUUUGGGGAACAAGACGGUGGAAUCUGAGAUAGGAACUGAAGCCGGAAGCGAAACUCUCGAAGAGAUGCGCAUAAAGCAGAAGGAGAUCGACGCUCUUCGAGAACAACUACGGAAAACGGAACAGGAGCUGGCCCUCACGCAAAUGUCGCGAGGAGAGAAGCUGCAGGAGGCGCAGUUGAAGAAAGAGGCCGAGCUGAAACAUCUGAGACGUCGCGGCAUCGCGGUCGAGUUCGACCUAGGGGAAAAAUCCUCUCAACCUUGCUUGGUCAAUCUCGCGGCCGAUCCUAUGUUGUCCGGCACAUUGUUGUAUCUGAUUCCUCCCGGUGUAGUUCGGGUCGGUCGGUGCACCAACCCCAGAUUCGAGCAGCCGGAAAUCGUUCUGGAAGGGCCUCUCGUUAGGCAGCUGCACUGCACGAUCGAGAACAAGAACGGGAAGGUGAUACUGUCGCCAGAAGAGGAGGCGGACACCUUUGUUAAUGGACAGAGAGUGGCGGGCAGAACUCUUCUCAAUCAUGGAGAUCGGUUGGUCAUCGGUGGGAAUCAUUACUUCAAGAUCUCGAAUCCUCUUGAAGAGCAAGGUGCAACGCACGUCUCUGUUCAGCCGGUAGACUUUGAGUUCGCUCAUCAGGAGAUACUCAGGAUACAGGAGGAAAAACUGAGAACGGAACUCGAGGAAUCGAAGCACAAGGCGAUCAAGGAGCUCGAAAAUGCAAAACGAGAGAUAGAGGCCCAGUUAGGGUCGCAAAGGUUCACAUUUGAGCGGGAAAUUCAAGCGUUGGGGUCGACCGUGGAACAACAAAAACUCGCCCUGGAGGAAACAAACCGCAAGAAAAUGGAACUCGAGCUGGAAAGAGAACUACUCGCAACCCAGCUAGAGACCAACGACAGGAUUCGUAAGAUCCAACUCGAGGAAUCCAAGUCAACCGUGUCUCCGUACAAGACCAAUUUCCUGAAAGACGUGGAGGACCUCUUAAACGAGACGACCGCCGGCGCGGAAAUUGCUCUCAAUCUGAAGAGUAGCGCCGACGCUAUGGAGACUGGAGGCGUGAGCCUUCACGAGAUGCUUCUUUUAGUCCGGGAAGCGACAGAGCGGUGCAGAGAAGUCGGAAUUAAUUACGAAUUCUACCAACAGACUACGAUAGUUGACAAAGAGCUGCAACGCGUGAUACGAGUGCGUGAUAAGGAUCGCAAGGUGGAGACUUUGUGGCAACCGAUGCGUUUCCUGGACUGGGUGCAUCGUUUGCGAGAUUUUGAUAUCGAGGACUCUAUUAAAGAGCUGCGCGAUUCGGAGGAUGAUUGGGAACUCUACGAUGAUAGCGACUUCACGCAGGAUUCGCUAAAUAAUAGCAGGAUAUCUAUAAACAUAACGCCCGUGAAAAAGCAGCUCAACGAGAGCCUUCACCAGCUGUCGAUGGACUCGUCGAUCUUGGAGUGCUCGAUAGCUGAUCAAACGGCCGAAUCUGUUAUCUCGAAGCGUCGUGACGACAUCCUCCAGUGUCUUUUACAGAUGGAACUUGCUGCGCGGACUCUUGGCAAACUUUGUCAUUUUUACGAGAGUCGAGAGGUCAGUGGCCAAGUCACAAAAUCGUUAGACCAAGUUCACAGCAUAAUUGACAGCCUGAAAAGUACAUUAGAGAGUAAGAACUCGAACGAGACCACUAAUUGCAGCGCCUCAUCGAACACGAGUGGUCUUAACAACACCGUGAUAGAGAAUUCCGAGAAUGUUGUCUCUACCUCCUCGUUGAAUAACUCUGCAAAGCAUGUUCCUCGUUGGGAUGCUUCACCCACGAGGCCAAACCUGAAAAGCGGUUGUCCUGUUCUUCAAAAUGGUACCGCAAAGUCGGUACGGUUUGAUGUUAAUUAAGAUCGUUUUCUACUUUAGGACAAAUUAAAGACUGCAAAAGUUAUUCGAGGAUUAUGUUUAAUGAGCGUUCACUUUAAAGUAGACUACCAAGGGGUACGAUGCACUAUCUGGCUAUAUAACGUUUGUUAUGUAGAUUCUGUCUUCGAGGACUGAAUUUUUACUCGACUAUGGGUAGACAUUUUCUUUCCCCUUUAUACUCGGAGAAUACUGGGCCUUACAAAAAAGAUAUUUGCCAUUAUUUUCUUUUAUUUAACUUUAGGUAUUUAAGUUUUAAAUAUGGAUUCAAUUAUUAAAGAAAGUAUUUAUUAUCAUUUUGGGGGCAA